AUGGAAGCCAAGGGAGAACAUGAUUUCAAGCAGAAUGGCAUGGUUGACGGGGUCAAGGUGGCGGAUAAUAGUUCCUUUGUCCAUUUUGUCUAUUUCAACAUCUCUCUCUCCCUACCCUUGUUGAUUAGGGUCUCCCUGAAGAAGGGGAAAUCCCUGAGACAGAACCUUAAGGAACAUGGCUUGCUGGAGGAUUUCCUGAAGAAACACCCUUACAACCCGGCCUCCAAGUAUUUCCCCAGCCUGGCCAACAAGUUUGCCAGCGAGCCCCUAGCAAACUACAUGGACAUCGAGUAUUAUGGAACCAUCUCCAUCGGCACUCCAGCCCAGGAGUUCUCCGUCCUCUUCGACACCGGCUCUUCCAACCUGUGGGUGCCCUCCGUGUACUGCUCCAGCACAGCCUGCAGAAACCACAACAAAUUCAACCCAUCACACUCCUCCACCUACCAGGCCACCGGCCAGAGCCUCUCCAUCCAGUAUGGCACUGGCAGCAUGACUGGCGUCCUGGGCUAUGACACGGUCCAGGUUGGAGACAUUGUGGACACGAACCAGAUCUUUGGUCUGAGUGAAACCGAGCCCGGCUUCACCUUUUACUAUGCCCCCUUUGAUGGGAUCCUGGGUCUGGCCUUCCCCAGCAUCUCCUCCUCUGGAGCCACCCCAGUCUUUGACAACAUGAUGAACGAGGGUUUGGUGUCUCAGGACCUCUUCUCCGUCUACCUGAGCUCCAAUGGCCAGACUGGGAGCUUUGUGAUGUUCGGUGGCAUCGACUCAUCUUACUACUCUGGGAGCCUCAACUGGAUCCCUCUCUCCUCUGACACUUACUGGCAAAUCACUAUGGACAGCGUCACCAUGAACGGAGAGACCAUCGCUUGCUCUGGUGGCUGCCAGGCUAUCAUUGACACUGGCACUUCUCUGCUGGCUGGGCCCUCUUCUGGCAUCUCCAGCAUCAACUCCAACAUCGGUGCCAGCGAUGGCACGAUCAGCUGCAGUGCCGUGAGCAGUCUGCCCAACAUCAUCUUCACCAUCAACGGCAUCGAGUUCCCUCUUCCCGCCAGUGCCUACAUCACUGAUGAGUCAGGCUAUUGUAACUCUGGCUUUGAAAGCAUUGACGUCGGAGGGCUCUGGAUCCUCGGAGACGUCUUCAUCCGCCAGUAUUACGUUGUCUUCGACAGGGCCAACAACCAGGUGGCCCUGGCCUCUGUGGCAUGAACACAGCACCAUCCAUGGGGCACUGCCAUGGAACACUGACCCCAGAGAGUCUCUGUUUCUCUAGAGUCCCAACACCGCUUAUCGAUCAAGUGACAUCACCCCACACUCACCCUCUAUCCCAUAAUUUUACCCCCAGUAGAAUAAAGGAAUAUAAGAGCAUUUGUGUGAAUUGUUUCUCUUUGAUGUGGUUUAGGAUUGGACCCAUCUUUUAUUCAUUUUUUGAACAUUGGCUUUUAGGGCCACAGCUACCUGCCUAUGAGUACUAGCAACAAAUUUUAGCAGCUGUUGCAUCCACUGGUCUGUAAGGACCCGGGGUUGCAGUUUAUUAGCGAUGCUCCACCUAC
Molecule: messenger RNA, 1550 nt
Organism: Dermochelys coriacea (leatherback sea turtle)
Lineage: Eukaryota; Metazoa; Chordata; Testudines; Dermochelyidae
Product: pepsin A-like
Exons: 9
Coding region: 1-1206 (401 amino acids)
Biological process (GO): proteolysis
Molecular function (GO): aspartic-type endopeptidase activity
Source: RefSeq, a predicted model, not a curated record